AGGACUAAUCGCAUUCCUUCUUAAAUUGUUUUCCUUAGUAUUAUUCUUACACUAAAGUUAAAAUCAUACACACAUAACUUCCUUUCCAUACCGCAUUCCCACUCCCUCUUAACCACCACACCAAACUUCUCUUCGUCAGUUCGUCAAUCUACAUAUCUCUGAGCUUUUCUCCAUUCGUUAAAAUGGCCAUUCAGGCUGAUUAUGGGCUUCUAUGGAACAAUGUUGCAUCUGCCGGAGGAGGGGCUAAUGCUUCCUGUUUCAGUCCUCAACAUCUUCACUUUCAACUCAUGGAUUUACCCCUUAAUUUCGCCAUCACCGAGUUUGACAAGCAGAAAUGGGAUACAGAUCGAUUCAUCUAUUUACAGAACGAAAGGUUGAAGGCUAUUCUAGAAGAACAGAGGAAGGAACAGCUGAUACUGAUCUUAAGAAAAUUUGAAGCGAAAACUAAAGGUCUAUUCGAACAGAAGGAUGAAGAGAUAGCAGCGGCGAUGAAGAGGACGGCGGCGCUUGAAGCCAUACUGAAACGGCUGGAGAUUGAGAAGCAGACGUGGCAGAUGGCGGCGAAGGAGAGGGAAGCAACGGCGUCGUUUCUCGUAGGCAAGUUUGAGCGCUUGAGAGAGAGCGUGUGGAAUUCGUCGGGAAAUAAUAGUGCGGAAGAUGCGACUUCAUCAUGCGGUGGUCGUCGGCGGCGGCACCACGGUGACGGCGAUCAUCAUAAUUUGUUGAAUUCAUCGUCGGUGGAAGAUAAAGGGAGAAUGAUGAUCUGCAAAAGGUGCAAUGUGCAGGGAUCGUGCCUAGUGUUUUUGCCGUGCAGGCACCUCUGUUCAUGCAAAUCGUGCGAGGCCUUGCUUGAUUCCUGCCCCAUCUGCAAAGUCCCUAAGAAAGCUUGUAUCGAAGCCUACCUCUGAUAUAAUCAUUUCACUCACAAGUAAAAUACGAGUAAUUGAUUAUUUUAAGCAAAACUUACUCCGUAUAUUUUCAUCUCUCCUUGUAAGUGUAAAAUUUCACUUUCCAUUGUUGUCACUUCUAAUUCUUGUUCGUAAGUGACACAAUUAAUAUUUGUGAUGUUAAGACUCGUCUAAGGUAAGAGAAUAAUUUAUUCUUA
Molecule: messenger RNA, 1105 nt
Organism: Cuscuta epithymum
Lineage: Eukaryota; Viridiplantae; Streptophyta; Magnoliopsida; Solanales; Convolvulaceae
Source: the annotation of a GenBank genome assembly